AUGCACCCGUCCAACUCGCCCAACGGGACCAAGCUCUCCUCGGGCCACAAUACGCCACCCAACGAAAUCGAGGGCGACACCCACGGCGUCGACCUUCAGGGUCUUGACGGUCUGACUCUCUACGAGAAGAAAUGCGUCCUCAUCAACCGCGAGAUAGAAUACCAGGGCAUGGGCAGGUACCAAUGGUACAUCUGGUGCCUCUGCGGCUUCGGCUACCUGCUCGAUCUGCUCUGGGCCCAGGCAUUCGGUCUCGCCCUCAGCCCUCUGCAGCAGGAGCUUGGCUUCAGCAACUCCGAGUCCGGCAACAUUGGCACCAGCUUCAACGCCGGCAUGACGGCCGGCGCCUUCGUCUGGGGCUUCCUCGCUGAUAUCGUGGGUCGCCGCUGGGCUUUCAACUUGACCUGUCUGAUUGCCUCCGUCUUUGGCCUGUGUCUUGGUGCUUCCCACAAUUACAAUACCUUCUUGGUCUUGACGGCCUUCGUUGGCUUUGGCGUCGGCGGCAACAUUCCCAUCGACACGACCAUUACGCUCGAGUUCAUCCCCAAGGCGAGUUUUCCCCCUUGUGGCUUUGGAUAUCGACUGGCAAGUACGUCGACUGGCGAGUACCCCAUUGGCGUCGUCCUCUGCUCCGCCAUUGCCUUUGGCUUCAUCCCCGUCUACUCGUGCUCCCCCAAUUUUUCCCAACAGGACCCUCUGCCGUCUUGUCGCAAUGCUGCCGACGGCGAAGAAUGCUGUUCCCGCGGUUCGAACAUGGGCUGGCGCUACCUGCUGUUCACCAUUGGUGCCAUCACCCUCUCCGUCUUCAUUCUGCGCUUCUUCGUCUUUACCUUUCGCGAGACGCCCAAGUACCUCAUUUACCGCGGCCAGGACGCCAAGGCCAUCGAGACGCUGCAUCACAUGGGCCAGGUCAACAAGCGUGCGUGCAAGCUGACGCUCGCCGUCUUCGAGUCACUCACCACCGAUGACUCGUCCGUCGGGUCCGGGUUUGGGUCCGGGUCUGCUUCCAAAGCCAUGCUCGGCGGUGGCAACCGCCAGCUGAAGCUCUCGUGGAACGAAAAGCUGCGGCUGGAAAUGUCCCGCUACAAGAUGCUCUUUGACGGCUGGCAGAUGACGCGCCUGACCAUCCUCGUCUGGCUGACCUACAUCAUGGACUACUGGGCCUUCACCGUCGCCGGCUUCUACCUGCCGCGCAUCCUCGCCCUCAAGAACGGCGCCAUCGACGUCAGCCUCACCCAGACCUACGCCGCCUACAUCUACACCUACGUCCCCGGCAUCUUUGGCGUGCUGCUCGGCGCCCUGAUGUACCACAUUCCCAGCUUCGGCCGCAAGUGGACCCUCGUGCUCUCGGCGGCCCUCAUGAGCACCUCCAUCUUUCUGCUGUCCGUCGUCGACACGCGCGCCAAGAACGAGGGCCUCUUCACGAUGGAGUACUUUUUCCAGAGCAUGUUCAACGCCGUGCUCUACGGGUGGACGCCCGAGGCCUUCCCGGCCCCCCACCUGUAUGGCCGGUCCGAGGGCGAGGGCGACAUCAAUGCCGUCCUGUAUCUUGCCGGCGGUGUCAUGCUGGGGUGUGUGGUCACGACGGCGCUGCUGCCGACGAACAAGAUGGAGACGACGGAUGCCAGGAUUCAGGACUAG
Verticillium dahliae VdLs.17 is the source of this 1638-nucleotide messenger RNA. RefSeq lists its product as uncharacterized. Gene Ontology annotation, molecular function: transmembrane transporter activity. Lineage: Eukaryota; Fungi; Ascomycota; Sordariomycetes; Glomerellales; Plectosphaerellaceae. The transcript is spliced from 3 exons. Gene Ontology annotation, biological process: transmembrane transport. The record is from RefSeq and is a predicted model, not a curated record. The coding region runs from base 1 to 1638 and encodes 545 amino acids.